AUGGACCCUGGCAGGACGCUUAAAGCGCGCUGAGGAGGAGGAGGAGGCCGCCCCCGCCGCCGCCGCUAUCCUAAUUUUAGCAGCCCGUUCUCUGCUGGGAUAACAUACGAGGCGCUCCAGAAGACCAGGGCGCGAGCAAGGGUAAGCGCCUCGCUACUCGGGUCGCGGGGGCGGGCCGGUGUCGCCGCUUUGCGGAUUCCACAGAGCUCCUGGUCUCGGAAUCUGUUGUAGUCCAAGGGGAGCUCGAAGCCUUCCCUCAAUCGUUUUGGGAGACUCGGGGAAGGCUUCCCCUUUGCCCCCGCCCCAAACCCCACGUUGUUUAUAUACCCCCUUGCUUCUCCUCCACCACCACUCUAGAGGGCAGUGCUUAAAUCUGGAAAGGGGGCGGGGGGGGGCGGAAUCUGGAGUUCCUAACCCCACAUCCAAGGGGAUUUCUCUUGAGAAUGAAAAAGCGAGGUUAUCUGCUGGCCCGCAGAACGAUCCGUCCGGCGGAGUCGCCUUGACCGAUCGCCCGUCGGGUUUUGUCAGCCUGGAGGGAUCCUGUCGAUCGCCGGGCAACCCCGGCCGGGCCCCGCCCUCUCUCUCCUUGGCUGCCUCGGCCUUUUCCCCCGUCGAAGUCGCCGCCGUCCCCGCGGCUUUCCUAAUUGCAGCCUGGGCUUAGCCUUGAAGUUGCAAGUCCUUGACUUCUUUAUACCUUGUAUAAAUUCUCGAGGGCUCCUGCGCUUCGUCAAAUCUGACAAAUAUACCCGAAAAUAUAAUUCCAAGGGGGUUACCUCAUUUUGCAUACUGCGAAGAUGGAAAUCAAACCAGAACUACUUGCCAAGGGGAGACAGUUCUCGGGGCUGUCUAGUGUCAAGGCUGCAGGGGACAAUUUCGUCUCCUGCGCGUUGUGGAUCAGCAUGACAAGAAACACGUCGGAACGUCGCUAAUAAAUGUUAUAUUUUUAUGGAAUUCGAUUUUCUUUUUAUAGCUGCAGCUACUUGAUCCUGAAGUAUUAUUAUAAUAUAUAUAUGCAGUUGAAAAGGCUAACCUAAUAUUUCACAGGUGUAUUUUUCUAGAGGUCAUGUGACAAGAGCUUAAGGUCCAAAUGAUUUUUUCAGAGCGCUGAUUUAUCCGCCAGAACGCGAAUAAUUUGCCAAAAGUCUAGGAGGACUUUAGGAAGAACAAAUAAAACUAAGAAUGCAUUACUCCAAAGAGAAAUCAAGUAGGAAACCCGAUGCCUUACAAAGACGAUGUCUUUUUUGUUUUUUUUUUACAUAGACCGAAAUAACUGUUGGUUCUAGUUAUUAAACUGCAAACAAACGGUUUAAUAAAAUAAACAGGAAAUCAAACUGUCCACAUUCAAAACCUAAAUUGAAGCUAUUUUAUUAAACUGGAAAUAUCCAUUUAAAUAAAAAUAUAUACACGAUCAAAACUGUUCUGACUUAAAUCCUAAAUGAGAUUUGUGUUAUUGAUAAUGAAGCAUGUACGUUCAUUUCCCGUCCAUGUACAGUAAUUGCUGCCCUAGUUAAACGCUGAAUAUAAUCCUUAGUUCCUCUUACUAGAAAUUAGUUCCUUGGCUUUCUUUGCACUCCUUGCACAGCUUAAGGCAGACUACUUGAGUUUAUGUAAGUUUCCAUAGUAAACCCUGGUAUUAAAGCAUAGAAGAGACUACAUUAUUUAAACAGAACUGACAUCCAAGUAUGUUUGUUCAGGACUUGAGUUUUACUUGGAAGAAAGUUCUAUUUCUAUCAAGGCUGAUUACUUUUUUAAAAAAUAAAUCAAAAUCUGGGUGCCAGUCCCAUAAUCAUUUUAAAUCCAAACAACACUGGGGUUUAUAAUGGAUUGUAGAUUAGAGUAAAAUAAAAAUAAAUAAAACAAUCAGCCAAGCAUUUGUCAGCAAUGUGAAUAAGGCAGUAGCACCAAAAGAGAGAGAAAAGCUACCUGAUGUACACUUCUGUCUACCUGUGUGCACACAUCUGUGUCAAGGUUCUGAAUCUGUUCCUGUCUAAUUUGAGGUUAGACUAAUAUCUUUGGUUUCUUUGCAUGUUAUCCACCCUGGCAAUUCUUGUUACUAUUACAGUGAGGGGAGCCGGGAAUAGAUAGGUGUUGGUUGUGUGGUUUUCAUUUUAAUCUACACACACACACACUCCUGAGAUAUAGUCCUAAACAUUCUCUGGGAGGUAUAUCCCAUGGAACUUACUUAUGGGUAAACAUAUUAAUAUUGAGUGGCAAACUACUUCUGUUUAAUAGUUCCAGUCUGGAUAAUACAGUACUAUGUGGACGGGUGAAAUGUUCUUUUAUUUGGCUUUUUAAACAUUUAAUUGCUUGCUAAGAUAAGAAAGCGCCCAGCUGCAAAUUCCCAUAGUUUCCUAAUCUUUUUCGUACUCCCGUUGCCCCCACCACCCCGUCCCAUUCGGAAAACCUCCAUCAGGUACGAGGAGCCCUGGGGAGAAUCGGAAAAACGGAAUAUUCAGCUUCUGUAGUUUUGAAUUUGGGGUUGGCAUCCUGUCCAAGUCAGUAGGAAAUCCACUCUUGGCUCUAGAUUGCGCCAAUGCAACCCGACUCUGUAUGUUUACUCGGAAGUAAAUCGCACCGUGUUCAGAGGUACACAGAAUAAGUGGGGAAUAGGACUGCAUCCGCUCGCUUUAUAAAUUCUCCCUUUCCAGUGUGCGGGAAAGCAGCUUUUUGCUAAAAUACAGCUUUCCAAGAGUGACUGUCAAACACUUGCCGCUGCCAUUUUAUUUUAUUUUUUGGAGGGGAGCCACCUUAACAUACCUUGGGACAGUAGAGCCGACUUCCCAAUAAAUCCCAGGCGUGAUCCGCCAAACCUAAUUCCUCCAUUGAUUUCCAUUAAAGGGAGCUAAGCACGUGCCUAAAUCAGCGGGACCUAAGUGUCCCCUAUUUGCAAGGGGUGGCUUGGGUAUAGGCCCUUAAGAGAAGGCAUUCAGCUGAAAUAUUGGGUGUGGGUUUUUCCAUUAAAAAUUAAUAAUCGUGGUUUUGGUAUAAAUCUUAUCUGUUUCACCCUUCCAGCAUGCAUGCAUAGAUACACAUAUACAAGCAUCCCCAUGCGAAUCAUUUACGGUGUGUUUUGUUGUCUACACAGAUUGUAUUAUGGAACUGGGUCUGCCCAAGAGUAUCCCUCCCUAUGUGGAUUUAGGUAAGACAGUGUCUAUUCGCUAGAGAAAUUCGGAAUAGCAGGGAAGCGGGGGAGGGGAGAGGGGGGGUCUUCCUGGGCAUUAGGCUCCGCGUCGCUUUUAAUACUCUAGUAAAGUCCAUUGAGCCCUUUUUUAGUUGGGCGGAUUUCUAUAGGCACUAAUUGAGGCGCGUUUCUUUUAUUUACUCUUGCCUCCCUAUCUCUAACUCUGCGUGUGCUGCUGAUUAACUCGGCUCUCUCCCCCCCCCCCCAAAAAAACUUUAAGGGAAUAUUUGACUCUCACCCCCCAUCAAGUUGCUACUAGUGUUAAGAUAAAGCGGGAUGUUUUUCCCCCCAAAUACAACUGCAAAGGCAUCACCAGCCUUAUCUGAGCUAUGUCUCUGCGAUGUUGUUUGCUCUCUGGACCCCAUGACUGCAGGGAAGAUAAUGGAUGGAGCUGGCACACGCUGAUAAGAACUUGGAAGUAUAAAGUCCCGUGGCUUUCUGACUUCCAGAGAAACAUGGUCAAGGUGGGGAUGUUGUUUGGGUGCUGCGAUCCUGCAAGUACUUGAUCUCAAGGGGGAGGGGGAAUCCAGCGGGGUUUUCAUCAGGUCCAGUGUGUGCAGGAUCGCCUUCUACGAGGCUCACUUUCCAUAGAGUUUCGACUCGGGGAGAGUCAGUGAAAACUGUUUUAUAAUGAUGAUUUAUUUUUAUUUUUUUAAAACUCCUAUAAAACUUUCUAUAAUGAAUAUACAUACGGAUCCGCAGCUAAACUCAGAACCAGAAAGGAUUUUAGCCGAUGUCGUGAUUAGCUCCGCUUAGCUGACUUGUAGAUUGCACUUGUCUGGGUUCUGUUUUUCUUAAUGGGGGUUUUAUCGGGCGCGGACGAAGUUCUUGAAACGUUUAUAAUUACAAUUAUUAAAUAUUGGUCGUUGAUCGUUCUCCUCAGCAGAGUCACCGGGUUGUCAAUUUAGCUGUGUUUAAAGGCAUCUUGGGUUUGUUGGUUCUCCACAAAGGGUAAUUAUUUGUCUGAUUUUUUUGUCGUUUGAAACAGGAAACAUUCCUGGCUGGGUUUGCUCUGAGCACAUUAAAAAGCCCCGUGCGUUAUUAGAAUACUUCAGCCUUUCAGGAAAUGUCCCGUUUGGGGGGGGUGUCUCUCUCUCUCUUUCUCUCUCUCUCUCUCUCUCUCUCCCUCCCUCCCUCCCUCCCUCCCUUCCUCACCAAGCAAAAUACUGCGAGCAAUUAAGAGGCUUGCUCGAAUGAAACAAGGACAAGGGGGGUGGGUUUGAAAUACAUGUUGGAAACACAAUCCCGAGUGGCUCCGAUUGCAGCUUCUUUUCAGCUUGGGAAGGCUCCCUAACGAAUGAGAGAGGCUAGUGGUUCCUGCGCUUUUGAUUACACUGGAUCAGAGGCAUAUUUUUUAAUUCCGCCCUAAAGAAGAAGGGGAAAAAUCGCACCAAGUUCAGAUGAAGAGAUGCCCUGAGUAAUAUGAGCAGCCUGGUUAACAAACUCCCCUGCCCUUUUCCUCCAUCAAUUAAUCUGAAAAGCAUGUUCCCAGAGGGGGCGAGCUAAGGAACGAUAUUAUAGUUGCUUAUCCUGCCCCUCCGGACGCUUCCGAAACUUCCCUUCUCUUCUGCUCUGAAGAUAGUCAGAGCUAUUAAAGAAGACAGCAACCCGCAGCUCGUGGACUCCGGGGCCCGCCUAAGAUCAAUAGAUCUGCUCUGGUGUAAGUGCCCAGCGCAGCCUAACAGGGAAAUUAGAUGCGUGUUUUAUUUCCCCCUGGAAAGCGAAUCCUAUUCCGUGCAGUGGGUCUUCAACAUGCACAGGGCCGGGCUGCAGCCGAAGUCGGAAUGCAGCGCGUUCUACUGCAAGGAAGCGUCUCGAUUUUGCAGCAAUAAAGUCCCAGGCCAGCCAAGGAAUGAGUGGUCGCCUCGAAGUGCGACCUAGAGCCGGGAUUCGGAGCGCGUCGAUUCAGAGACCACUGAGUCGGGCGGGGUCCCUGCUACGUGCCUUCAGCCUCACGGUGUCCAAAAUGGGAUUCAAUGUAAUUGUCCCGAAACUGAAGUGCCAGGCUGUCACUCGUGUAUUUCAGCCCCAAGGGCUGCUUCUUUUAGUAGAAACUGGAACUGUGGGACCUCUUUCCUUUUAAACGAAUAGCAAGGCAGACCACUAUUGUCUACACCAAGGAUGAGGAAACCGGUGGGACCUCCAGAUGUCGCAGGAGUACAGCUGUCACCCUCCCCCUGGCUGUCUGGACCCCAUCAACAUCUGGAGGGCCAGAGGUUCCCCGUGGCUGGCCCGGCAGCGGCUCAGACAGGGGCCUUUCGCAGCCCUUGCCUGGCGAUGGCGGGACUUGAACCUGGGACUGCAUGCAAAGCAGAUGUCUCUGCCCGCUCUUAUUAUCUGAUACUUCUUCCCACACGCGCUCUGCAAUCCUCUGCUUUUUCUUGGAACGUCCAGGAUCAGGACGCAAGAGAGCCUCCGCAUCCUAAUAAGAGGCGGAGGCCCCCCGAGAGAGGCUCAGCCAUUGCGCUCUGGCGGCCUGGGGCCCCGCAGUCACCCAGGCGCGCCUUAGGCAGGCAGGCAGGCAGGCCGGCUGUCCCGGUGCCAAGCGGAAACCCAGCUCGCUUUGCUGGAGGGGGAGGGGGCAGGGAAGGGCUUUUCUUUCUUCCCAGCUUUGGAAAGCAUGUUCAAGCGGCGGGUGGAGGGGAGCGGGAGAGAUCAGCGGCGGUUCCGGCAGCCAGUUGCUGCUCUUCGAAAAAGCCUUGGGGUGUCAUUUGUAUCUGUCAGGGAAAAUUAAGCUUUCUGUUUUUUAGCCCGCGUUUUUGUCAGCUCUCCCAACGUUUAGUUCAGGGCCGCUGCCUUAUUAUUAAAGCCCCAUCAUCUGUUUGGACAGUAAUAUAUUAAAGACGUUGCAUCUGCGCAGCGCACGAUGCCUCAUCCUAUUACAGUUAGAGCUCCACACGAGUCCACACACACGCACACUCUCUCUCAAAUCCGUGCAGGUAGAUUGCUGAUAUGCUGCUCCCAAACUGGGUCCCAGUGCUCGCGAAAGAGUGCAUUUGCCACGUCUGAAGAGAGAGGGUGGGGGGUGAGACGGAGAAAGUAGGUGGUCCUCGCCCAUUUAUUUAACUAAUCUGGGUUUUCUAGCUUGAAUUUAUCCACUUCUGAAGCUUAAAGCUGGAAUGUCACUUGAAUAAAUAGAUCGCCCAGAGGCAAGUUUUGCAGACCAAGCUCCGGAGCAAAUUCUUUUGUGUGGUUGUAUGUCCCCCUUGCAUUUUUUUUUUUUAAGGAGGGGAGUGGGAUCCCGUCACGGGGCUAAAGAAGGGUUUUUGCCCGAAGACAAGGAUGACUGAAUCAAAUAGCAAGGCAAAGCCAGAAGGUGGGGGAUCAUGCACAGCCCCCCACCUCUCAUGGAUUGCAAUAACGCAGUGGUGGUAGUUGUGAGGGAGUUGCUGAACUUGACACAGCGGAGUGGAUGUUGCUUGUUGGGCUGUACGUGUCAGGAUGCGCUUUGAUCAGCGAGGAGAUUAGUUUUUCUCUUCUUGUGCACCCCCCAAGAGAGGGCGAAGUCCCUCAGUGGUAGGAGGGAGGAGGGCCUGUGGCUUAUUGUUGUAGCCCCUGUAACUUUCCAUUUCCUCCUCCUGGGCGACCCCCGCAUGCCUGGGUUGGUCCUCGGACCUCUGGGACGCCCCUCCAAGUGCUGACGCUGCUUGGGCGCCGGUGUUGACCUGGCAGUGGUUUGUGUAAAGGGCCAGAAGUUGACCUCCAGUCCUGAGGGCCGCCAUGCGCGACGAAACCGACCAGCCUGCUUGUUCUCCCAACACACCCUUAAUAAAAGCAGCCUCGCGCUUAAGUGGGUAAACGUGGUCUGCGGAGAGAGGGAGAGACUCUUUCUGGGGUCCUGAAACCCCCAAAAAAGUGCCUCCUUCUUCUUAAAUGCUCCCCCUUUCCCUUCUUGCUGCGAUCGCUUCCCAAGCCCAAAGCGCGUUGCCCUCCGCUUUGCAUUGGCACCUCCGUCGUCGGGGGUGUUUUUAUGUUGGCAAACGGCUCAGGGAGCUGUUUUAUUGUCCCGUGUAAAAUAAAAGGCUCUAUAAAACCUGCCUCGCUCUGGAUGGCUGCCACGGUGGUGGACGCUAGGGGCACCUGGAGCGGGGCAGGCGCCUUCUGCUCCUUCUCCGCCCUGGCUAGGACAGACCAGCCGGCGAAGGAUCCGCCUGCGGGGCCCAAAGGCCACGGGUCCGCUUCCAAGGACGGGGCCGGUGUGAUUCCCGCCGCCGCCCCCCCCCCGUGGCAUCCUCCUGGUCACCACAAGCACACCACCACCGCAGAGACGGGGUGGCGGGGCUGCAGGCCCAAUGCUGUUGGUGGAGGGCAGAGGCAGCUGAGCGGGCAGAUCCGGCGGCAACGCGGCGCGAUCACGCUUCUAUAACGCCUUGGGCAAGUGGGAGAAAGAGGCCCGGAGGAGCCGCGCCCCUGGGACUCCAUUAGCAUCGCCACCUCGGGGAGGCGCGCAGGGACUCGCGGCUUUAAGAAGAAGCAGGCUGCUUGCAAAUCUUAAGAGCCGCCGCUCCGCCGCAAGGGUUCCCCUUCCCUAGGCUUCGAUUUCAGCCUGUAUCUGCGUCCCCAUCCUUAAAUGCAUUUAUUUCCCCCAAUAAAGGCGUUGGGCAUUGGUUCAGUUGGCUUUCGUGGGACUCGCGCCCUGAUCCGACCGAAACAAAUGGUUUGGAAAUACAGUAAGUCCCCGUGGAACUGGUUUUCGAGGAUCAGCUAUACCUCGCAGCACGUCUGAGGUCGGGAGUCGGAGAGCUGCCCCUUGGUUGGCGAGGCUCUGCAGUCCUCUCCAAGGCUAGCUGGGAAUGAAGUCCCGCUUCACCCUCCCACGGGGACGGACUUCCAGAUUUAAAAGGGCGCAAGAUUUGGACCGACUUCGCCGAUCUCCUUAUGGAGCGCUCCUUGGCGGGGAAAUGCAGGCAGAUAACGAUCCGCAGAUAAUGGGCGUCUUGAGCUGUCGCGGUGCUCGCAUACGCGUCUUUGUCUCCUGGGUUUGGUGGCGCGGGAUGCGAACUUCUCCCCCCCCCCCACGCGGGACAGAUUAAGUUUCAGUGCGCGCAAUGGAGAGUCUCGUGGCAAUCCGUGGGGUUAGUUUCCUGCCUUUCGGGCUUCGGUGAGACGUGGCUGCCGCUCACCCUCCCCUGGGACGCAAGGUUUGAACUGUGUGCUUUGCAUUUGUGCGAGGAACUGCAUUUAAACCACGCGGAGGUCUUCGUUGGCGAUUUAAGGCUUUAAUAAUUGCCUGAUAUUAGCUUUUGUCUGCUUUUUGUGAAUUCAACACAUACCAGUCGCGUCCCAUCCUACGCCGUUAGUAUGCGCACCUUUGAAUGUUUUCCACCUCCCUCCUGGUUUCAUUAUUUGGGUUCCACAGCUCUGAGCAGACAAACCAGUUAAUCCGAAUUCCUUGUGUACAAAAGUGAAUUGAUCCCAUGCACAUUUACUUCGGAGUGAGCGCCGUUGAAUUCAGUGAGACUUACUUCUGCAUGGACAGACCUAGGAUUGCGCUAUUGGUAGGUUUCAAAAUCGAGGGUACAACCAUUUAACCUCAAGCCAGCAGUGUGCUGUUUUAUACUAAAUUAUGUAACUCUCAAAUUAAAUAUAUAUAUAUAUAUGCAGAAGCAGAAAGUAUUCCCCCCAAAACAGAAUACAGUACUACUGGUGCGAAUCUUAGAAUAGCACACACACACACCCCAGUUAUAGAUCAGAGAACGGUUAUAUGUAAAUGGACAAAAAAUUAGGAAGACCAAGAAAGGGGCACAGCUACGUUGAUGCCUUGCUUACAAGGUAUAUCCUUCCUGCAUUGGAGGGGGUUGGACUAGAUGACACUUGGGUUCCUUCCAACUCUACGGUUCUAUGACCCUGAGAUCAGAAUAGACGCACAGUCCUAAGAAAAUGUAUUAGGGAGCAUCCCCACCGGGCUUUCUUCGAAGUCAGCACGCACAAGAGUGGUCUGUUAGGGGCCUGCCUAAUACUCUCUUGGGAAAAAUAGAGGACUCACAAGCGAGUCGUGUCCCAUAUUUUAAGAUUAUGAGUGCAAUCGGAGAAUAAUUUACAACAGGUUUUUUCAGAUUAGGUCAUGGGCGUAGCCAGGAUUUUUGUUGGCGGGGCGGGACUUGGUAUGGGGGGGCAGGACUUUCGUUAGGGGGCAGAACCGACGUGAUUGGUCAGUUAGUUAAGUAUUUCUAUUGUUUUACUUGAUCUAGGGGGCAGCUGCCCCCCUGCCCCACCCUUGGCUGCACCCAUGGAUUAUGUAAAUGCACAGGUAAAAUAAAGACUGCUGUCUUUCCUGCUGGCAAAAUGGGGAUUGUAAGAUCCUUGGGGCAGGAACCCUUUAUUUAGGUAUUUAUUUUGUUUGUCGCUCUGUAAAAUCAUUAAAAAUAACAGCCAAGCAAGCCUUAGUUUAAAAGUAAAAGGCGUGCCUCAAUAGUGAACAGAAUGAUGUAGGCCAACUCAAGCGCAGCUUGAAGCUUUAUUCUGCCUUUCAAUUUUUUAGUAUCUCCCUCCUCCCUCUCCUUCCAGCCAUUUUCCGAGCUGCACCUUCUUGUGCAGAUAGAACUUAUCUCUCCUGACGAGAUAGAAAUGGCUAUUGUUCUUGUUUGUUGUCUGGAAGAGGAGAAUGGGCACAUCAUUCAACGCCACCCACAGUCUCAUUGUCUUCUUGAUAAAACAGUUACAUAUUUUCCUUAGAAAUCUUGGGGCAUAUUUUGCUUUGGCAAGCAGCGCACAAAUGGAAGUACAGAUGGUGAGUCUGAAAUGAGGGGGCUCAGGUUGCAUAAAUAAUAAUAAUAAAAAUGUUUCUCCCUAAUUUCCUAACUCUCUGCUUCCUCCACGGGAGAGAGCACAGCCCCAAGUCAACCAACGUCCAAAAGUCUUCCUACGAGUUUUUUUGUCAGAACUUGCCAUCCACGCAUACGUGGUUGUGUGCAAUGAAUUAUACCGUUUUAAGGAUACAAUCCCGCUGGGAGAAAGUCCCAUUAAACUCAGGGGGACUUACCUCUGAGUAGACAUACAUAGGCUUACCUUGUUAUUCAUUAACCAACUGUCCUCAUUUGGAGACAUAUGCAACCAGAGCCUGUGCAUUUUUAAAAAAAAAAAAUCGCGGAUGUUAAGUCGCACUGAAUCCAAUGAAAUUUACUCCCCAGUAACUGUCCACAAAGCAUAACAAUUUGGGCAAGUUCUGUCGAGAGUUACGCAUUCUCCCCCCCCCCCCCCCUCCUCCUUUCUUGGCUGGAAGCGUUUCUUACGGAACCCAGUUGGUCUUGGCAAUGUCUUGGGCAACGUAGCGCAAUACUCCUGCCGGGAAGGGAAACGCCCGACCAGGGCACAGGAUUGCUUGCCGGAGUGAACCGGCUCAAGGACCAGUUCAGGUCCCAUUUAAAGCCACCUGAUUAACUUGCACGUGUGAAUUCGUCAAUCGAUUGUAUCAGCCAGCGAUUGCUCUCAGCCCUGUUCCGGGCGCUUAGAUUGUAUCCAGACCAAAAUCUCACCCUUGAGGUUCAUGCAGCCAUCCAACGCUUUGCCCUACUGAAAGCACGAUGGACUGACUGGGAAUAUCAGUCAGUUAAAAUAUUGCUUGCUAAACGUCUGAGGAAAUAAGGAGAUUUUAUUGUUUUAAAAAACACAAAAUAAUAUCCAUGUCGUCCUAGGAGCGUUUGUGGAGCUUGUGCGUCAGAAGACUGCCUAAUAUAUAAACUAGUAGUUCAUUAUAAUAGGCUUCUCCUUGGAAUUUGAGAGGAAACGGUGUCACUUACUCUUUAACGAUUUUCAAUAAUUUAUCGGCGAAACAUGAGUCUGUUUAGCGCUAAUAAACCUGCAGAAAAUCGAGCGGGGGGGGGGGAGGCGGAAUUCCACAUUUUGCUGCCAGGUGGCUUUUAAGUGAGAUCUAAGGGUUACUGUCCUGUGCAUAAUACCCUGUUUAGUAAUCAGCUCUAUAUUAUAACUUAACUGGUUUAUGGAUCGGGCUGUACAAGGUGGGCGGGGAGACUUUCUUUAAAAAGGAAUCAUCAAGUUUAAAAACACACACACAUCGUGGGCUGCUAGUUUGAACAUUAGAAAACUACUGAGAAAUUAGCCGUCGCAAAACGACCAAGCGGCGGAGAGAAAUCGCCCAGUCUGAACAUUCAUGUGAUCGAGUUGGACUUUAUUGUAAAAACCCACAAAUACAUAGGCAUACGGAUCCAGAGCGCAUAGGAGCUCCUGGACGUACAGAUCCAGCUCAACAACUCUAGGUAUUUUUCUUGUACACAGAUAGGGGGCGGGGGUCAGGCGGGGAAGCCUUUUUGCAACCUUCCACAAUUUUGGCUCAGAACAGCUCCAAGCAGCGCCAUCCGGAAACCCCAAACCGCGUUUCACACGUACCACUUUUAAGCCACCGCGUCCCAGCAUUGGCAUUUGAACUAUACAAAUACCUUUGCACCUGUUUUUUAAUAGAUUGAUGGCCAGGUAGGAAGCUUGAUUUACAAUCGCAUUUCAGCCUUCUCGUGAGUGUGUUAUGAUGAACUUUAUGUUCGGAGCACAUUUUUGUUCCCAGGGGAAUGCAGGCAUUUGGGAAUAGCUUCUUGCGACGUUUAAACCUCCCUGUAGGAACAAGGCUUGUAGUAAAAAACGGUGCAGUCCCGUUGUCACAAGACCAACAGACUGCGUCCCAACCACACAUUCACUUGCAUUUUCAGCCAAAACAAACAUGCUUGCAGCUUCGAAAUUUAGGCUUAGAUCCGGAUUUAUAACCAGGUUUUAAUUGGAGGAACUCCUUCUAGCCUGAUCCCAGACUCGGGAAAGAAAACAAGUCGUGUAGAAGUUUACUGCGCAACUUUCUACAUUUCACUGAUAAAGCAAGUCCCAUUGUGUUCAGAGGGACUUGCUCCCUAAUAAAUGCGUUUAAGGCCGCAGAUUUGGGCCGCAAUCCCUAUACACCUUUUCCUGGGAGUAAGUCGCUUACCAAGCUCAAUGGGAUACUUCUGAGGAGGCGUGUAUAAGAUGUCAGGCUCGGGAUCCUGGUUCUGGAUAGCAUUGUUGCAGACGGGCCGUUGCAACCAUUCUGACACCGGGACCCUCAACACAUUAAAAGAAAACAGGUUUGUCGUCGUGGAUUUACUUACUUCCACUUAAAUGCCUUGGCACUUUUCGUGAAAGGAAAGUUACCUGCCGGGAAAAAGGCCUUCAGAUGUGUGGUCGCCGUGGGAAGCAAAGAGUUAAUCGGUUCAGGGUAAUUUCGGUCUUCAGUAGGAAGGUUGCUGGAAUUCCUUGAAGGCAAACAAACCUCAGACCUUUCAGGAAAGCGAGAGCUGGGUUGCACUGACCUUUUAAAGCGCGGCUCUGGCCCACAUUCUGGUUCAAUUCGGACUGGUUUGUUUGGUUUAUGCCCCCUUGGCUGGAACUGCACAAGCCGAGUACUCCGGCUUAACGGUUUCGCUGGUCGGCUCCCCUGUGCAGGCCGCCCUUGCUGCUGUUUCCCCUAGUCACCAAAUCUGGAUUUAAUAAUCACGAGAGAGAUAAGUGAGAACUGCACUGCUGCUGUUAACGCACAACCCUGCUUGCAUCCCUGAAUCAAAUCCCAUCUGCCUCUGGGAGGAAGACCCGCGCCGAUUCCAACAGAAUCAGCUUCCGCCCGAUCAGAGUAAGGAACCCGUGUUGCCGUCAGGGCAGAGGUCUCGGGGCUCUAGAGGUCUAGGAUGCCACUCGACGGAAUCAGUAGCAGGGCCCCCAAAUGCAGCCUGGCUGGCCUAUCAAGUCAGGGAAGUAAAACACUCUGCCAUCUGAGAAAAAACAAGAACCCCAAAGCCGUUUAGGCUGCAAUCCUGUACACUUCCCAUUGAGUUCGGUGGAGUUUACUUCUGAAAAGUCAUGUAUGGAGUUUCACUGUCCAUCCAGAGCCUGAAAUUACCUCGCUGCGCCAUUGAGCUGAGCCAAGGCGAGAAAGAUCCACGGUGUUCAAUGACACGACUUCCUGUUGGACUUGACUGCUCUAUCUAGAGAUCCCACACAAGUGGUUUAGGAUUGCGUCCCGCGUCUUUCAGCGCGAUCCUAAAUCCACUGAGUGGGCAUAGGACUAAUGUGGGGAAUGGCAGGGCAUCUGGUUUGCGUGCAGAAGAACCUAGGUUCAAUUCUCAACAUCUCCAGGUAGGGCUGCGGGAAGCCCCCGUCUGACAUCCUGGAGAGCAGCUGCCAGCUGGUGCAGAUAAUACUGAACCAGAUAGGUCUGACCGUAUCCUGUGUUCUUGUUAGUCUUGAAGGGAGAAAGUGCUACUGAAAUACAAGCAGGUGGACCUUCUCCCCCCAGCCUCUCUCCGCCCGCCAGGUUGGUUUGCUCCAAGGCCCCCUCCUGCCGUCUUCAUUCACCCUCUAUAGUACACCCUCAAUGAUGUGCAGGCUCGCAUCUCCGACACCUGCCUUCCCAUCUGUGCCCAUCUUCCUCCUUUCUCCUGCUGGCUCACUCCCAACCUCUUGCCUCCUGUUCGGCCUUCCCAAGCCUCUUCGACCCCUUUCGCUGGAUACAGGCCCUGCAUCCCUCGCCCCACCAGAUCCUCCUAAAAUUGACUCUCUGUUCUGUAGUCGUUCCCGAACAAGCCAACGACAACAAAAAGGCUUCCAACGAAGCUUUUAAGGGUUGCCAUCUCCAGGACAUGUCCUGUUUUUCAUGGGUAUGUAAAAUGAGAGUCGUCAUUGCGAUCCGUAGUUAAGAGUAGAAGUCGGCAAAUGUUUCCUCUUUUUUGCUCUCCAAAAUACGUGCAUUGGAAUUGCUCUUAGUUUAUUUUUUUUUAAAAAAAUGUUUUCGGGUGUUUUGAUUGUUUUAUGGUUUCUGUCUUUGCGGCCCUGGGCACCUUUAGGAGGGAGGGCGGAAUAUAAAUUUAAUAAAUAAAUCUAUAAUAACAUAAGAAAAAAAACUCCGGUUUGGCACACCUUCCCAUAAGGCGUCCAACGCAUUCAUAGGAGAAUUUCCCCGUGGAAAAUCGAGCCAGCCCCCUCAAGACGUCCUGACAUAGGACGAUCAGUGGACGCUAUCGAGGGCGCCAAGUUGAGAGCCCUCUGGACCGGGAUUAGUUCCAGCCUGUGACGUCAUGCGCAUGCAUUAAAGGAGCUUGGUGACAUCACCCUUCAGCUGCAGCUUCCAAAUGAUAGACACGUGGGGCAGAAAGAGCGUCUAAUUAAAUAAGAAUUAAAAAAUAACCUACUAGGAUUAAAGAAGAAAACCCACUUUGAACAUAAGUUUACCAUGAAUUGCGCGGCAAGAUUAAUUAAGCACAAACGUGAAAUCUCUAUAUUCUACUGGCGAGUGGGUUAGAUGUUUCUCGUGGACUCAAAUAAGAGCACCAACAACCAGACAGGUCUCUGUAAGGCCUUUAUUUCUUAUAUCCUACGUCCACACAUGUUAUAUGGUCGCAAUUCCAGAUUGAAACGUAUAUCCUGCGUGAGUGUGCGUCCUUUGAUGCUUCUGCCUUAAAAGGGAAAAAAGGCAAACCUAUCAGAACCGUUUAACUAAUGAAAUCUUGCUCAUCUGCCAUCCUCUCCAUCCAUUCCUCCAUUUGAACCGGCGCGCUUCCGUCAUACCAACUAGUAUGAGUGGGAAAACAUAUUACAAGAGAUAAGGUCCACUACAGUGGUACCUCGGCUUAAGUACUUAAUUCGUUCCGUAGGUCCGUUCUUAACCUGAAACUGUUCUUAACCUGAAGCACCACUUUAGCUAAUGGGGCCUCCUGCUGCCGCCGCGCCGCUGAAGCCCGAUUUCUGUUCUUAUCCUGAAGCAAAGUUCUUAACCUGAAGCACUAUUUCUGGGUUAGCGGAGUGUGUAACCUGAAGCGUUUGUAACCUGAAGCGUAUGUAACCCGAGGUACCACUGUACUUCACUGGACCCCCUUACUUUAUACAGAUGAAAUGGCAUGGGAGAAUACAGGUUAUGGGCUGUAUCCAACAAAGAGUAGAGACAUUAAAGUCAAUGGAGGCAAAUUAGUGGUGCUUAUCUAUAGUCUAGCAGGACUAGCACCGGUUAGCUACAACAAAUUUCCUUCUAGAGGGUUUACAAAUUCGUAAAAGAGACUGCCACUUGAGGAAAUCCUGUAAUCCUAUUCAUGCUGACCUGGAAGAAAAAUCCCAAGGAAACCAAUGGGAAUAGCUUCCCAAAUAUGCUUAGGAAUGCGUGUGAAACAAAGGCAGGACGUUUAAGCCCGCUUCCUCGCAAGCCGCAUCGAAAGCUACGAACGGCCUCCAAAGCAAGGCAGACACAUUUGGGAUCGGCGGUCAUGUUUUUAAUAACGUGCGCCGCCUUUUACGACAACAACCCUGUAAGGUGGGCCGAUAUCUCCACUUUCCCUAUUGGCUAGAGAUAACAAGCGUCGUUUGGUGAGAUUCGAACCCGCCACCUCCUCGUUCCCAGCUCCGCCGCACCAAACUGCUCUUGGCUGGCGAGAGAGGCGAGACGGGUUGAGAUCGACCGCGGUGACAAUCGCAGGCUGCCUCGGUAGUUUUUCCACUCGGCUAAGGCUGCUAACCAACCGACGGCGGUUGUUUGGUUGUUUGGCUUGGAAGAUCUCUCCAAGCCACAAACCCCGGAGGCUCCGCUGGGAGAUUUCGUUGAAAGCCACGGGUGGGUCUCUCUCCUCUCGCUCUCUCUGCAAUGGAAAAGGCUGGUGUAAGUUUUGACAGCUCAAAGAGGAGGGAAGCAGGAGCUCCGCUGGCACCAACCGGCUGCCUCCGGAUGCCCCUCCGCGCUCGGAAAAGAUGACAGGCCGACACGGAUCUAUUUGAAAGGCGCCAGGAGGGGAGAGCGAGCGCCGAGCACCGGCCGGGGACCCUUUGGGUUGCGGAGUCGCACCAGCCACUUGGCAGAGCCCAGCGCUGGGUGCCACUCUUGUAAGGGAUCGAGGGUUUAAUUCAGACUCCUAGACCCCUCUACAGGAGCUGGCGGGGGCGGGGGGACUAAACGCACCCAGUUUAAAAUAUCACUUUUACGCACUCGGAGAUUCAAUACCAUUGCCCCUGUUACAGCUGAUCUGUGCCUAUGGACGUCUGUGUGGGGCGGGCCCACAUCAAGUCAGCCCUCUUCCCACGUCCCCAAGUAUGCAUCUGCGCCCAUCAGUUGCUUGCAGUUUGGGGUUUUCAGACACCACCAGGCCUUGUAGCUCACGCAUCCAAUCCCCUUCAGUGAAAAGAAACUGAUUUCCAGAAGGGGAUAAUUGGGGAUGAGGGGUUGCUUCUUUUGGAAACAACCCCCCUUAGCCCACGAGAACGUUUUCCUGGUCAGGAAACUCAGGCAGCCACACUCGAUCGUGAGCAUCGCUCCUUGAGAGUAAGCAACGCUGCAUAGAAUCAGUAGUGUUCCAAAUAAAUGUCUCUCUCCCCCCCCCCAAGGAGGGUUGAGGUGUUAAGCAGAUGCUAUUUCGAAACUGAGCAAAGAGUUUCAUAUCAAAGGGUCAGGCUGCAAAAUGGGUCAGGGAGGAAGAGAACAGGAUAGUUAGAAGUCGAUGGAUCUUCCUCUUGGCGUUCAAACAUCCUGCAGAACUUUACAUUCAAAGAGAUGGUCCUGCAGUGGACUGUGGGGGCUGUACUUGUUCUGGUGGGACCAGCGCCCAGCCACUUUACAAGACUGCAGUUCUCCAGGCCUCUUUGGACAGGCUAUGAUUUUGAAGCUGGUUUUAAAUUGGCUGCAGGAGUGUCAACACUGAAAGGCAAUUAUGCCAGAAGACCCUGAGCUGUUGCAUCUUUGGCACAGGAGGUCGUGGUUUCAAAGAAUUCUCUCUUAGCUUCUGAAAGUUAGUUCCUCUUUGGUGGCUGCUUUGGCUACUGACUAGGCCCUAUUAAAUAAAGGAGUCCAGUCGGUCCCUCUAACUACUGAUUGUAACACUUAAUACAGGGACUGGCGAUUCUGAUUUUAAUUGUAUUUUAUAUUCUCUCUGACACGGGCUGUUGUAUUUAAAAAUGUUGUGACCUGCCCUGAGGUUCCCAUGUGAUAAGGGACGGCAUAUCAAUCCUAUUAAUAGAUAUGGUAAAAAGAAGUGACCUUAGGCAGACAAAAGUUAUGAUUCCAUGAGGACUGUCAGCCUUUCAAUAAGCCACCCAGAGUGGCUGGGGAAACCCAGCCAGAUGGGUGGGGUAUAAUUAAUAAAAUGAUGAUGGUGAAAUAAUGGUAGGAAGGGGAAGGGAUGGAGCUCAGCAGCAGAGCAGGUGCUUUGCAUGCAGAACUUCAGUCCCCAGCAUCUCCAGGUAUGGCUGAGAAAAGAAUCCCAUCUGAAACCCUGGAGAGCACCUCCAAUCAGCAUAGACAGUGCUAAGCUAGAUGGACCACUGGACUGACUUGAUGAAAGGCGGCUUCCUAUGUUCCUAGGAAGACUUGCCUCUUCCACUGUUUACUUAUUUCAUUAUUUAUUUAUUAAUUGCAUUUAUAUUCCAUCUUUCCUCUAAAGAGCUCAAUGUGGUGUAUGUUGGAGCACCCUGCUCAUUUAAUCCCCACAACAACCCUGCGAGGUACAAGACGGUGACUGGCCCAAGGUCAACCAGUGAGCUUCAUGGCCAAGUGAGGAUUUGAACCCCAGAGUCUGGCACUCUAACCACUGCACUAUGCUGCUGUGCACGUUGUGGCAUAUUGCAAUUUCAAAGUCCUCAGUUCUUCCCUGUGAAGAUUUAAAAUGCCCUAGAGAUUUACAUUUUCCUCUAUGUUUUCUUGAUUCUGUUAUCUCUCUAUGCUAGGAAAUCUAUUCCACUGGCAUGGCUCCCCACCCCACAGCAGAAGUUGUCUUUCAUUGAGUCACACCACUGGAUAAUCAAGCUCCUUGGGGGUGUGGAACCUGGUGCCCUCCCUAAGUUGUUGGGCUGCAACUUCUAUCAUAUUUAACCAUUAGUCAUGCUGGCUGGGGCUUAUGGGCCACUGGUUCUCCACCUCUUACCUGCUCUGUCCCCUAACAGAUCCACAUGGCCUCAAAAACAGUAUGCCACAGACUUGUUUCGUCCAGAUACAGUGGUACCUUGGGUUACAGACGCUUCAGGUUACAGACUCCGCUAACCCAGAAAUAGUACCUCGGGUUAAGAACUUUGCUUCAGGAUGAGAAGAGAAAUUAUGCAGCGGCGGCAGCUGAAGGCCCCAUUAGCUAAAGUGGUGCUUCAGGUCAAGAACAGUUUCAGGUUAAGAACGGACCUCCGGAACAAAUUAAGUAUGUAACCAGAGGUACCACUGUACUUGGGUUGGAAAUGCUGGCAACUAAACCUAGGAAUAUAUGCUCUACCACUGACCCCUCCACAGUGCCUAUAUUAGGAUCUCCUAACCCUAAAAGGUCACAAACUUUCAAAUUCAACAGAACUCUUUGUCAGGCUGUAUGUCAAGCAAAAAAAGGGGGGGUUGAGGAACAUAUCAUGGUUAGAGAGCCCUAAGUUGUAUGUUUAAAACACAAAUUAUGAACAGGGCCUUUUGCAAAAUACCCUGCAACUUCUUAUUUUCUCUUUUCCUCUGUUUCAUUUAUUCUUUUUUGCUUAACAUCCAGCCCAAAUAAGAGUUAUGCUGAACUCAAACUCUUUCUCAUUGCUUUCUGAUGACAUGGUUGAAAGGUAACAUAGGAUUCACAGUUACUUUUUGCAAAAGUUGCAAAAAGAGAGAGAGAGAGAGAGAGAGAGAGAGAGAGAUAAAGCUUCCUUGUCCUUUGCACCUGCCCAAAUGCCAUCUUCUGUGACUGUCACAGGCCCUGUCUCCCUUUGCCACAGCAGCUUCCCAUAUCAGGCUUUCUAACACAGACUGCAGCCUCCCUCCCUCCCAGUCCACUCAGCUGAUCAUUGAAGAAGAGAUAAGGGCAAUUCAGUCCCUUUGUGUUAACUUUCAGUGAAACAAUGCAGAGGGCGUUCCUCAAGAAAAUAAACUUCGAAGUCUCAGGUUGCUUGCCCUGAACAUUUUCGGUGAAGUCUGUCGAUGUUGAUUUUGCAGCAAAUGAGUUGCGACCCUCUGAUUUCGACUGGAGACUUGUCAUUUCCCCACCACAACAUGCCAUUUUUCUAAAAAAAGAAAGGGGGGGAGUGGUUGAUUCAAUCAUAUUUCUACCGGCAAGCAAAUUAAGAGAAAACAUGGAUUUUAACUGAUUGAUGCAUUGUGCAGUGAUAAACACAGACACUGGAAAAUUAUCCCCUUAGAUUUCAGAUGAAUGCUCUUUACAGUUUGAUUGUCCCCCAGUACCAGGGGACAGACUGUGGCUGAGGCGUCAAGAAUCUGCCUUGCAGGCAAGAGGUCCCACCUUCAGUCCCUGGCAUCUCCAGGUACGACAGAGGAAAGAGCCAGCGUAGUGUAGUGGUUGGAGUGCUGGACUAGGACCUGGGAGACCAGGGUUCAAAUCCCCACUCAGCCAUGAGGCUCCCUGGGUGACCUUGGGCCAGUCACUGGCUUUCAGCCUAACCUCACAGGGUUGUUGUGAGGACAAAAUGGGGAGAAGUAUGGGACUUGGGUGGUGCUGUGGGUUAAACCACAGAGCCUAGGACUUGCUGAUCAGAAGGUUAGUGCUUCGAAUCCCUGUGGCAGGGUGAGCUCCGGUUGCUCGGUCCCUGCUCCUGCCAACCUAGCAGUUCGAAAGCACGUCAAAGUGCAAGUAGAUAAAUAGGUACCGCUCUGGCGGGAAGGAAAACGGCGUUUCCGUGUGCUGCUCUGGUUCGCCAGAAGCGGCUUAGUCCUGCUGGCCACAUGACCUGGAAGCUGUACGCCAGCUCCCUCGGCCAAUAAAGCGAGAUGAGUGCUGCAACCCCCGAGUCGGCCAGGACUGGACCUAAUGGUCAGGGGUCCCUUUACCUUUAUGUAUGCCAUAUUGAGUUCCUUGGAGGAAAGGCGGGAUAUUAAAGAAGUAAGUAAAACUCCCACCUGAAACCCAAUGUAGAGCCUGAAAUCCAGGAGACUGCAGCCGUCCAGUGCAGGCAAUACUGAUUUAGACAGACCAGUGGUGUGGUGGCAGCUUCCUGUGUUUCUGUAACUUCCGUUUCCCAGCUGGUCCAACCAGCUCAUGGGUAGUUGUUUCAAUGGCACUUUGCCAUAACCAUGGAAGAUCAGAAAGCGAGGGGUUCCGCAUCCUUUGGAACCAAGCAGUGCCUCGAUCAUCCCUUUCUAAAACUAAUAUAAAAUUUAAAUUAAAAAGGGAAUAAAUGAGGGCUGGGGAGAUUAGAACGUAUUGUUCUUUUUUUUUAUGCUGGGUUUCAUUUCCGAAACGAAAUGAGCCUGCCUUGGAGGUUACAUUCGCUGACCCUUAACUUGGGGGGCGGGAUACGUGCGAAGCCAAAGACGCACCGAACAUGGUUAGGGACCCCGUUGUUGCUUCACACAGGAGACAAGAUAGCGCGCUAAUUAUGACACAGGAUUAUGUGCCGAAUUCAAUGCAUGCCCUCAAAGAAACGAGUUCGUUUUCCAGGUGCCACAGCACUCUUGGUCUGUUAGCUGCUGCCGAUUGAUAAGCCUCAUAUGGGAGAAACCCAGCUGUGUUUUCUAUUAGCUUCCGACGUGAAUCGGGAGAGAAAGCAGGUUUCGAGCCCUAGUUUGUUUGGGGAAAUCGAUGUUCUUGAUUCAGGGUGCAUCCUUUCUGAGGAAAAUUGGAUUUCGUGAAAGAAUGGGCAGGUUGCAUUUGUGCAGCCCAAAUCUCCAGGCUUGGUUUCACACCUUUCUCGCCCAUGCGUUGCUGCUGGAGGGGCGAUAAGAGGGGAUUAACUCAAGGAGACGAAAUUGCCGUGGACUUUGGGAGUUUCGGUUAAGCAAACUGACUUCUGGAGCGCUUGUCUUUUAUUUUCUUUUGGAAAACUCCACUCCCAAUCCACACACACACCCCCACAAAACAAACUGGGCUCCUUGUAUCUGAAAUCAGCACAGGCAAAUAUUUUGUCUCUUUAAAACACAGUCCAGAGGUCGUAGUUUUGGGACUGGACCCCGGGGGGAGGAAGAGACGCAGAUAAUAAAAGAAUAAAUACCCCAGUGGGGUGUUUCUGAGAGCUCCAUCCCAGAGCUCCGUGGCGCUUUGUCAACAGAAACCGUCAUAACGAUGGCAGAGAAUGCGGGUCACUGGCGGUGCGUUUGUUUAACUGAUCACCCACACCAUUGCACCACUUAGGGAACGGCCUGGCUCAGGGGCAGAGCAUCUGCUUCGCAUUGCAACAGGUCCCCGGUUCAAUCCCAGGUGUGGCUGGGAAUGUCCUGUUCCUGAAACCCUCGAGAUGCUGCUGGACUCAUGGUCUGACUCAGUAAACGGCACCAUCCUAUGUUCAUGAAAAAUAGUUUCCAAGGGGAGCCAUGGGGGAGCUCAAAUUCUGAGUUCCUUCACAGCCCAUGAUGCAGCUGGAGUUAAACUGCUGGGUCCUGUUGGCCUCAGGAACGGAUGUCAAGAGAAAACACUCCGUAUAGCUCAGGUUCUUACAGCAUGGUGCUGAUAACGCCAAGGUUGCGAGUUCGAUCCCCAUAUGGGACAGCUGCAUAUUCCUGCAUUGCAGGGGGUUGGACUAGAUGUUCCUCAGAGUUCCUUCCAACUCUACAGUUCUGUGCUUCUAUGGAUGAUUUAUCCCCACCCGCCACUUCAGCUUGGUGGAUCCGGCUUGCCAGCAGCCUCUGGUGACACAACCCCCGGGCAAGUCUCUUCUUGACACUCGAACCGCCUUUGGCACCUGAUUCCGGAGUGAUCCUGGUGUAGGCCACAGAGUUUGUUCAGAGGGACUUGUAGAGCGCAGGAGUUUCCCUGGGCGAUCGACGCAAGGUUGUCCCGGCCACCCUGGAAGUUUUUUGCCCCUGUGAUUUGAAGCGCCUUUCUAAACUGUGGGUUUAGGAUCCGAGCCUAAAGCAGCUGAAAAACGCAGGGAUGUUGGAUUAAGGCUGGAAUCCUAGGCGCACUUACUUACAAGUAGCUUCUAAGGAAAUCGGCGCUUUCGGAGCAAGUGGGUGGGUCGGUGGUUUCAAGAGAAGUGAGCGUGAAACGCUGAAGGGCCAUUUUAACCGGGGAGUGGUUCGGCGGCCCUGAGUCAGCGUUAGAGCUGUGCGCUCUGGGGUUGUCUGGGAAAAGUCUGUUCAAGACAAUUCUCCAGUCUUCCUUUCGCACAUUGGUUGGGGAGGGUGCGAUUAAAGAAAUAGAGAGUCCAGUACAGGAAUUUAGGGGUUUCCGAAACCGAAACUGACCUCCUGGGGCCCUUUUCCCUUUUUGGAAAACUCCCUCCAGUGACAUUUCCCCCGGAAUAUGGAGCAUGAAGGUUAACCACAGAUUUCUUCUUCUCUCUGAAAGUAUUUUGGGCCGAAUCGAACCUGUUUUGAACCUGGGAACACACUAAAGACACACUUUAGCUCAAGGGGAGGGGGGACCCGGGAACCUUCGGGUAGUGUUGAACUAUAGUUUCCAACAACCCUAGCCGGCAUGAGAAUGGCAUGGGGUGAUGGGGGCUGUUCCCCACUCCUGCUUUAGAUAGUUGUCCAUGAUUCUCUGUAACGCACACAGCCCUUUAAAACACACACACACACACACACACACACACACACACGCAGAGGUUUGUAUCUGAUUUCAGUCUGUUGGGGAGACCAUCCUUUCACCGUAGGCACUCGGCUUAGACCAGGGAUGAAGGGAACCUGUGACCCUCCAGAUGUUGCGAAACUCCAACUCCCAUCAGCAUCCCAGGCAGCCAAUGGUCAGGCAUGAUGGGAAUUGUAAGUCAGACAACAUCUGGAGGACCACAGUUUCAUCAGCCGUGCCAAGCAAGCAAGAUCUUGCAAGGAGUGGCCUUCUCGACCCAAACCACCUCUGUUUGGAACAAGGCCUCCUGAUUGCUUUCGAAUAGUUUCCAAGGAAUUGUGCUUAGGCUUGCAAAUGGUAAAGUUGGCAUCACUGAAGCACUCCCGGUGUUCCUUUUUCCAGGGUUACAGGGGGGAUUUGGGAUGCUCCACAAUGGGGGCGAGGAGGAGGCUUCCUUAAACAGGACACAGGGAAAGGUCCGGCUUCGGAGCUGAUCUCUUUGUGAUGCGAUUUCUUUCUUUAACAUCCACACUCGGCAUUCCUAUCCAAAAAAAUGCAUAUUCUGUCCGCAACAGACAAGCUGUAAAGAAGAAGAAGGCUAAAUAACGUUAUAGCCUGCAUUUAUUGUUUAGCGUGGGUGAAAGACAAGACAGAGUGAUAGGGGAUGGGGGAAGAUUCCGAUUCCGAUCCUGAGCACUCUGCAGUGUAUAGAUGCGGAAUCUAUCCCCAGGCCCACAUGCCUCAAUCCCAGGUUUGUACAAGAGCCCUUCCUAGGUGAAGGUGGAAUUUAAUAUACACCAACACUAAGAGUUAUAUACAGUGGUACCUCGGGUUACAGACGCUUCAGGUUACAGACUCCGCUAACCCAGAAAUAGCACCUCGGGUUAAGAACUUUGCUUCAGGGUGAGAACAGAAAUCACGCAGUGGCAGCAGAAGGCCCCAUUAGCUAAAGUGGUACUGUUAAGAACAGUUUCAGGUUAAGAACGGGCCUCCGGAACGAAUUAAGUACUUAACCCGAGAUACCACUGUAUAUAGCCAACUAAAGGACUUAUAAAUGUAAGGUAGAUUCUAUGAGAGUUAUCGACUGGUUUAUUGCUAUCCGCUGAUACCUUUAGAAAUGGUGCAUGUGCGAAUGAUAUUAUAACUAGGUAGACAUCAAACCACAACCGAUCUACCUAGCCGGCCUCCUGGAGAGAAACAUUUCAACAUUGGUUGCCAGAGGAUCUGAAAGUGGCGUUGUCUCUUUUUUAGUAUUGAGUGGGAGGAGGGAGUCAGGCUUUAUAUUCUGCCCUUGAACCCAGUUUGGAGAAGAGAUUUCAAGGAGUAGGAAUAGGAAGAGCCUCUCCCCGAUUUGAAAUAUUCGGUGGGCUUGCAGUGGGAUCCAGAAGUUGGCCUCUCGGGCUGAGAUGUGUGUGUGAAUUCAGGGUGGUCGACAGAUCUGUAAACAACUCAUUAGGGAGUCACCAAAAUGUAUACACGCGCGCGCACAUGGCAGCUACGACCUUCCCAUCAUCAUCCAACCUGCCCCAAAAGUGGCACUGGGCUCCAAAAUGGGACGAGAUUAGGAGGCCAGUUUUAAGGCAACCGAGAGGAGAGUUUUAAACCACAGGAGCAAAAGGGAUUAUUAUUCCAAACUGUAAUCCACAACCAGUUUCCCAAGUAGUCCUCCCGAAGUUGCAUGGAAUGAGAGCCUCGCAUGUUGUGGCAAUCCCUAAUGGGCCUCCCGGUUGACUUGAAGAACGAGAAUUUCAGUUCACGUGGGCUGCGAUCCAAAUGCUACGGGAAGGUCGGGAGACAUUCCCACGGAAUGCAAAGGCUGCAUCCUCAAGCGGUACUGUUUUCGCCUCGCGAGGGAAAACUCCCCAAAGGCUCUACUUUUUAAAGAGAUCAAAGGGUCUCAGAAAUGAGUCCAUCGCUCAGUUCAGCAACACUGGGGGCACCGCAACUUACCCAGGCAGGUGUUGGUAGGAUCCCGCCAGAAAAGCCUCUCUUUUUAACCAAAUAAAUCCACUUCCCGCAUUAAGGAAAUCUCCGGCUGGCCUUCAAGAAUAACAAUUGGGCAGAUUCUUAUUCAGCCUCACGGCAAUGCGGGCUGGGGGGGGGGCUGGGGCAUGGAUUCUUACACCUUCAGCCCAAAGGCUCCAGAAAUGGCCAGGGGGGAAAGGCGUUGCCUUUCUUGCCCCAUGAAAACAAAUUAUUUCCCGACUGCGCUCCCCGGUCGCCAGUUUACAGGCAGCUAGGCAAGUUCUUUCACUGAUAUAUUUAAAGAUAAUAUGUAACAAACUGAGAACUUUCCUAUGUUCAACGUUUCCACGCCAUCAUUACAGUGGUACCUCGGGUUACAUACGCUUCAGGUUACAGACUCCGCUAACCCAGAAAUAGUACCUCGGGUUAACAAUUUUGCUUCAGGAUGGGAACAGAAAUCGUGCUCCUGUGGCGCGGCAGCAGCAGGAGGCCCCAUUAGCUGAAGUGGUGCUUCAGGUUAAGAACGGACCUCCGGAACGAAUUCAGUACGUAACCAGAGGUACCACUGUAUAUCAGUCCCAGAGAGAGUGUUUGGCUGGGGUGCUUUAUCCUGCAAAUUGGUGGGGGUCUUAAUGAAUACUUUAAUUUGCUUUUUCUUUAAAAUCUGUUGAGCAUCACUGUACUUGGAUUUUUCGAUGGGGAUUUGUAUCCAGGGGUGAAAUAUGUUCUCUGUCGCUCUUAAAUUUAUGGAGGGGCGCGGAGGGACCUCCGAACCCGUAGAAGAAGUUAGAACAUCAUGCCACCACCCUAUCCGAAACCAGAGCAACUCGGCUGAAUUCGUUCUCGUGCUCCCCCACCCCCCUUUGACCUUACACCACGAGCCCUAAGCAAUAGCACACCCGUUUUGCACAACGCGAUUUAAUCCGAAAGAACUACACCCCCCCGGCUGGUUUUUGCGGUUUAUGUCCUGUGCCUAAAAGUCGUUUAGGCUUGAGCAAUCCUAUCGGCACAGAAAGUUCUAUUGGGAAGGUGAGACAUGAUAAUCCCGAGCAAAUCCGCACGUGAGCAUCGAAAUGGUGUUGGGAGCUCAUCCCAUGCCCCCACUUUUUUAUCAGCAAUCCUGUGCCGGUUUGCUCAGCAGCAAACCCUUUUGUCUUCAGAAGGGCUCACUCCCAGGUUUGGGAAGGAAGCCUUAAGGAUCAAUUUGGACUAUCCCAUCCCCGCCGCCGCCUCCCCCCAAAAGCCGCACAAGCCGAUCCUAUGGCCGGUUUACUGGCGGCUCAGCCUCUCGGUCUCCAACCAGCCUUGUUUACAGGUAAAUUGGGACAGGAGUUCUUAGGAAGGAACUAAUCCCCUUUGAAGUGGAGCAUGCGCACUGGCAACCAAACAGUGGGCGCCGUAUGAUGCCACUGAAGUGGGGUGGGAGGCUUCGUGGAUUCCAGUAGGAUGUGGUUAAAAGCUAUGGCCGUUCCCUGGAGGAGACUUGAGGGGGUGGGGUGGGGGCGAUCUACCUUUUCCCAGCCCCUCUCCUCCUCCUCCUCCCCCCCCUCCGGUGAUGUCAAUGCCAGAAGGUCCCCUUUGGCUGGAAUGGGACCUUGGCUUGCGCCAUAAAUCCUGGCAGGAGGCAGGCGCUGAUGGAGAGGCAAGAGGAGCCACCUGAUUGGCUCCAGGCUGCUCCGGGGCCUUGGUUCUUUUAAAGCCAAGCGAGGGGAGGCGAGGCAAGAGAGCGAGAGCAGCGCCAAACCACCCGGGAGAGAGGCGAGAGCGCUCCUUCCCCGGCGCGGUCUCUUUAAGAAAUGCGCCCCGCCGCCAGCCCCCGAGAGCGCUCGCCUGGGCCGCCGGCUCGCAGGCAGCUCCCUUGAGGCCGGCCCAGCGUGGAAGGGAAGGCAUCUCAGCGCGAGGAGGGACGGGGAGGUCUCGAACCUCGGCGAGGGAGGAGCUACGAGACAGCUUACAGACCUACGGGCGCGGGCAGCGCACUCGGAGCUCCCUCGCUCGCCAGCGGCCACCUCGCGCCACUGCGCUCUGUCGUUGCUGCUGCUGCUGCGCUCGGCCCCCCUGCUCUCCAUCGAAGGGGCUGGCUGGCGCGGGGGGCUGCUGCCACUGCCCCGCAUAUGCAGCCAGAGCCCGUCGAGGCUUGGCGCCGCCUGUCCCGCAGCGAGCCAAGCCCAGCCCGGAGCCGAGUGGAUUUAACCCGUCAAAAUCAGAGCAAAACCCCAAAGCAGACUUCUCCUUUUGCAACCGCUGUGGAAUAACCCUCGCCCUGUCUUGGGAAAGCAGCGCGCGCGCCUCCCCGAAGGCACAGGCGGGCACAACUGAGUCUUCUUCUUGCUAUGGAUUCCUUUAAAGGUGGGAUGAAUUUGGAAAGGGUUCCCGACGGCUUGAGAGCUCCCCAGGCGCCCCACGACAUGGCUUCCAGCUUCCAUUUGCAGAGAUCGUCCGAGGCCAGGGAAGCGAUCGAGAAUUCCGCCAGCGAAUCGUCCGACACCGAAGUCCCAGGUAAGGGCUGACGUCCUGCGAGUGGCGUUGUUCUUGGGGUUGUUUGCGUCACGUAAGAAAAGAGGGCAAAUGCCUGCUUUCCUUACCAAGGGAAGAUACACCGGAGGACUUUUGUCUUUUAACCAAAUAGGUGAAUGCAGAACUAUGUUAAUCACCGAGAGGGAAAGAGGCGCGGAGGGAUUUAAACUUUCUAACAUAUAGUCGUAUAUUGCUCUCCACAUCCAAGCGAAAUAUUGGCGUUGCACACGCACAUAAAUUUAGGUGCCAUAAAUUUAUUUGAAAGCUGUCAUUCCGAUCGCGGUUUUUGUAGAAUGCUUCUGAAAGCAUGUCAGCUCUGAUGGGUUUAUUUUCCAUCCUGGAAACCGUACAACAUGUAAAAAUAUAUCUCUCUGUCAAAAUAGGGGAGCACCCAUCAAAAGUCAGGAGGGGGUGAAGGGUGGGAGUACAUGAGAGAAAGACUGAGAAAUCCAGACAUUCAGAAUCUAUAUUAUUCUAUAGGCUGCGCAUCACGUAAAACUUGGGUUAUGUUACAAUAUAUCUUCGUAAAGGGAAAAAUCAUUUUUAGAAGAUGCCAAAAUAAGGGGACGGGUGUGUGGUUCUCUCUCUCUCUCUCUCUCUCUCUCUCUCUCUGUGUGUGUGUGUGUGUGUGUGUGAAUGCUUAUACUGAAACUUACUCGCAGGUAAACGUGCGUAGUAUAAUCGCAGCCUUAAAGUUUAUGCUUAAAGUUAUUUUAAGGAGACUUUCGGAUUUCUUUUUCUCCCCCCUCCAAACUGUCUGCCUGUUUCCAUUUUGGCGGAUGUCCCGCAUAUAAUAAGGCCCCUCCGCUGAAAAGGUUAUCUUUUAUUUCAACACAAAACAGAGUCACAGACACCCAGGCCGUGUCCCUCAAGUCGGUACAUACGGCCCUAUUCCUUGCCUUGCCAUUUAAUUUCCAGAGCUCUGUGGUUAAGAUCUCGGGAAACUUAAACCACGAUUAGAGGCCUCGAUGACAGAUUGUAACCUGGAAGUGAAUGGGGAGGGUUGGAAGCUUAAAAGAGCACAGGAAGAGGUUAUGGCCGGGAUACUGCGUGCACCCUUGGAAGGGAGAUCUACGGAAACCUUUGGGACUUGCAGCCCAAUUUCAUACAUAUCUACUUGCGAUCAAGUCUCAUUGUGCCACACUUCUUUCUGCGUGUGCACAGGAUCGCAGCCUCGUUUUCCAGGGCAAUGCAUAUAUUGGCUUCAUUUAAAUUUAAGUAUCUUUUUAUAACUCUGGAACAAUCUCCCCCCGCCCCGUGCGUUUUCCUUUGCAUAGACAGUUGUAACUUUCGACAUACGGAUCUGUAAGACACACGCGCAGCCAUCUACACAAUAUAGAUAUACCGAGAACGCAUAUACACUGCAUAAGCUCCGUAGACAAAGGAAAAUGGAUCAAGAGAAGCAGGAUAACUUAAAACAAACCUAAUUUGUGUAACAAAAGCAGUAAAAAAACAGGGCUGGGAAUGGUCAUUAUUGCCUCUAGAUUUCCCCACGGAAAUCGAUGAUUCUGGGCGCUUUGACGAGGUCUUAAAAUAAUAGGGAGCUUCGGUUUUAGCAGCUCCAGCGCGAUGGAGGCGCCUUAAAUCCAAGUCAAGGAAUAAAGAAAGAAACCUCCUUUCCCCUUUUUCUUUUCCAAAGGCAGUUUGAAAGCGGCCGGGCCUAGGCUGAAAGGCCGAUGUGUCUUGAUGCGGGGAGAGGGAGCUGUGGGAAAGAGGAGGGGGGGACCUUUCCCAGUGGUCGUUGUCCCCCUAAACUGUGGCUCAUAAAUCCCAAAGCGGUUCAGCGAGCAGGGCCCGAGCUAGUCCACGCCAAGACACAAAGUACCUCUCACUUCUUCUAAGUGGAAAAAUGUGCUAAGACCAAUUAAGCCUAAUGUGUGUUAUGAUUUGAAACUGUAUCAGAGGCCCGUUGGAGAAGGCAGACCCCCCUUUUUUUUCCUGUAAUGAAACGGGCAAGAGGGAUAAAUCAAAGGCCAAGAUCUCAAUCGCCUUGAUGGAUGGCGCUUCCAAAGAUUUAUAUGUAUAUAAUUUAUAUGUAUAUAUAUAUAUAGUGUGUGUGUGUGUGUGUGUGUGUGUGUGUGUGUGUGUGUGUGUCAGAGGCAGCUCUCCUGCCCUCUACCAAUUCGAAGAGGCGUCCCAAAUCUUCUCUCUGUGCUGCUAGCCAGCCGGACCCUCUUUCCAGGGAUGGUGAGCUGGAGGAGCCCAGCCGGGGCUGGAGUGGGUGGGAUCUGGGUAGCGAUGGGUUUCUGGCUUGGACACCACCAAGGAAACUUUUAACGAGGCGAGCGCGUUCCAGGCCUUGUUUGCUUUGCAAACCGCUUACUGGAAAGAGGGCCAUCACAGGCUGCAAUAAGGUCAUUUACCACUUUGGGGUUUGAACCGUGUAACCGUUUGAACUCGCCUCUUUGCUUUCAGAGCUCCCAGAUGGACGCAGGAGUCAUUUUAAGCACAGCCAGAGCGGGGGAUAGGCAUUAAUCGGUGACUUAAAGGGAAUUGAGGGUUGUUGUUUCUUUGCAGGAGUAGAGCUCGUUUAUUUAGGAUUUUCAGAUCCUCACUGCCCGAUACAUGAAACGACGUUUCAAGGAAAUAAAUUGCAAGGAAAUUAAUUCAGUACUAAGCCUUGGAUUUAGGAUAAACAUUCCAGAUGCGAAUUAAAGCGCAUUCACUCUUGUUCGCGUGAGUCCUUGAGGUGUAUGCGUGCGCGUGUUUGUAUGCGUGUUGUGCGUGCCUUACACACACUGACAGGAGCACACGGAAUUCUUCUCGCUCUAUAGAAUGGCACAUAGUUCCCGAUCCAAACAAAGUGGGUGUGGGAGAUUCUGAAGCCCCCUACAUCCCACUGAUUAAAGUGUAUGCUUUAAUCUCACCUUUGAAAUCAAUGGGAGGAAAGAGGUUGCUGUUUGAUGGAUCCUGUGCUAUGGUUUGGUUUGGUUUGUUAAUUACAUAAACACUGAUGUGUUGUACACAUAUUUACGCACGGAUUCAAUUACAAUUUGUGCGUUUCAGUACAUAGAGAAAUUAGAAGGUGACGAUCCUAAGUCAAUGCCAUAGCACUGGGACUUCAAAUAAUGUUGUUAUACAUCAGCUUGUUUAAAAAAAAAAGCAAAGUUUUAUGUACGUGAGAACAAAAUCGCUCUCAUUCUGCACACACACACAACAGCCUAUGGCUGAGAUCCAUAGUCCCUUUGUUUUAAAACUUACUGCAAUUAUUUUGAGGAUGUUACUUUUUUAAAAAGCGUUGUCGAGUAAAAUGGGUGGUUUUCAUAAUAUUUGCUUCGUUUGCAUAGUCGAUUAUGUGUGGAGUACACAUAAUCCCACCUGAAAAGAUUUGCAUAUGGACUCCUGUUUGCAUACUACGAUAGACACGCGCAACGCAUCAUCAUCGGUUAACACACGUGUCUAUUGCUAUUGAUAAAAUACUUCGUAAAAUAUGAGUUUAAAAACCGGUUUGCAGGCCCGUAAAAUUGGAGUGGCUCUGCAAUAAGGAACGAAUAUAUCGAUGCAGAAAAACAGACCACUGGUAACCCAACCCUAAACGUUUCUACUCGGAAGAAAGUGCCGCUGGGUUCAGUGGUUAAUAUUUGCUGCCAGGGAUUGCAAGCCGAAUAGCUUCAGUUAAGACGAAAUGAUUAGUGAUCUCAAAGCAUCACCUUAGGAGGCAACCCCUUGGGAGAAAGUCCCAAUAGGACUCUGGGAUUUUCUCUUGAGUAAACAAGUAGAGGAUCGUGCUGCAUGAUAGAAAAAGUUUGCCGGUCUGAAAUAUGUUUUUACUACAUUAAUAUGUUAGCACCGUAGUUCCGGUGAACCACGAAAUUCACUGAAAUCAAACUGACCUGCCUAGGUAUUUCCUCUUAUAUUGCUUAUAAAGAAGUAAGAAGCCAUAAGAUUUCUCCGCCGCCGCCGCCCCUCGCCCCAUUGUAGAAUGCAUUGCUAUAAAAUGAACGUUGUAUAAUUUAAGUAUAUAUACUAAUAUUAUUAAGCAGGAAUAAAAAUAUGGAGACAUCGAACCAGCAAAGGGCAAUAUAUUUAAUCACUGCCCAGGCAGCACGAUCCUGUGCGUAUUUAUUCGGAAGCUAGUCAACUGAAGGCGAGGAUACUUGCACUCCAGGGCGCAUACCUGUGACAUCUUGAAAGUCCUAUGGAUGUCAGGCAGAGUUCAGAAUAUGAUUAAAUUUUGCCCGUUGAAGUCAAUGGAGCUCUUGCCCUCGAAGUCUUCCUUCAUUGACUUCAGAGGGUCGUAGAGUGAAGCCCCGGUCUUGAUGUAAUGUGCCAAUAGAAGCUUGUACCAGUUGUACAUGCUGUAUUGUAACUAACUAGCAGGUAUUAUGUUUUGCCUUAAAUUGUGUGUGCACUUCGAAACUGAAAAUAAUUCAUAUAAUUUCCAUUUUUGAAAGGUGUAGGUGGGAUCAAAUGUAUUUUGUUUUUGCUGUUGUUGUUUUCCUUUAUUUAAGGAACCAUAAAAAAAUAAGGCUCUAAAUUUUACCUAACUGAAAAAUCAUUUGACUGUCAGAAUCCAAAUUCCCAAAGUAGAAAUUUAAUCCAGUUGUGUGAAAGGUUUCGUUUUCGGGUUAAGUAAAUUCAAACUUUCCCCCUGUGGGGAGUAUAUUUUGUGUCCUGGUGCCUGCUAGGAAAAUAUCCAAAAACAACAACAACAAAAUCGAUGUGAAUUCUUCAUUGCUUUUAGAGACUUUUAAAAAGUGCCUAAAGAAAUGGCUUGUAAAGGUUUCCCACGCCUUUUUAAGAAAUGUUUUUCCCACCUUGAAUCUCUUAAAGUCCAUUAUGAAAACAGAAACAAAAAAAAAUCUGUUGUCAUUUGCGUAAAAGGAAGACUAGGUCAGGAUCCGGGCUUGAUUGGCCUUUGCUUUUGUAAUGGAAAAUCCUUGAUUCUGGGUUGUGUUUGAUGAGGCUUUCUAAAACAGACGCGAUGGUUUCAGUCCAGGAGCUCUCGCUGCUGUGCUGUGCAAAGAUUCAUUGGAGGAAGAUUUGGGCUACAAAUCCAGACCUUAUUCAGAUUCCUUUCCGAAGGAGAGUUUGGUGGCAAUGACUUGGGCUGGGGAGUUAGGAGAAGCAGUUUGGGCAUUUCUAUUCCCCCCCCCCCGCCCUUUCUAAUUGUAAUUCUUUCUUUCGCCUCCUUAUGCCCGGCCCUUUGCCUUUGCAGAAAAGGAGCGAAGCGGCGUGCAGAAAAGCGACGACGGGAACGUGGAUGACCCGGCGAAGAAGAAGAAGCAGAGGCGGCAAAGGACGCACUUCACCAGCCAGCAGCUGCAGGAGCUGGAGGCCACUUUCCAGAGGAACCGAUACCCGGACAUGAGCAUGAGGGAGGAGAUCGCGGUGUGGACCAACCUCACGGAGCCCCGAGUCAGGGUGAGCCACGCUCCGCUCUCUCCUCGGGCGCCCGCCUCCCAGGGUUAACCAACCCAGCCACUUCCCAGGCCUGCCUGAAGACAACUCCGAGGCAGCCCGUAAGAGCCCAUCGCCAACUCCCCUGGGCCCUCCCGCCUCUUGGCCGGGCGCGGAUGGAGCCCAGGUUGAGAAACAGCUUUUCUCGGAAGUAAGCCCCCCCAUGUGCGCGUCCCAGGGGACGGACUUCCAAGUAAGUUUGUUCCAGAGGCAGCGCGGCCUUCUCCUCCCGGGUAGGUGCGCCUGUGCCCAGAGGAGCGCAGCCUCGAGCCUUAUUUAGACACCGGUCUACCAAAUAGAGGAGUCCCAGGUGAAAUCCGAGGAGAGGGAGCCACUGGGGCAGGAGGCGGUUAAGAGGAAGCGCCAGUUAUUGGAAGAUGAGAAAGAGAUCCGGGGGAUCUGGCGCUGGUGGGACUGUCCAAGGGUGCUUUGUUUUUACAGAUCCUAAGCCAUCUCUGGUCGAUAUCACCUUAUGCUAGGAAGAUCUACAGAAAGAGAAGCGAAGUUCUAUAGCUUGUAAUUAGAAUUAGCUCCUUCGUAGUGAAAAAAGAGGCAGUAUUUCAGGGAUGGGGGAAUCUGCUUUACAGUACUGAAGGCAGCAAAAUGCAUAAUUCCAUGCAGGAAAACAAGGCUGAGCUGGGCCUGACCUGCUCUGUGCUUGCCAUCUCCUUAACCAAGGUAAUUUUUGCAGCCCUAUAUUCCCACUUGCUCGGAAGGAAGUCCCACCGAGGACAGCGAGACUUGCUUCAGAAUAAACGUGCACAGAGUUGGGUAGCAUGGAGGAGAAAGUCCCCGUCGAAUGUUGUGUAGGAGCCGCGCAACUCACUCCUUAGACGCGCGCCUCGCUGCUUACUCCCAAGCAACGGGCUCGCAGGCAAGCGGCCUCAGCUUUACUCGGGAGUAAGAAACCAAACGGGAUUUACUUCUGAGUGGACUCGGCUAAGCUCCAGCUCCAAGCCUGCUUUAGGGAAUCCGAGGAAGCACCCUAUACGCCAAGGGUUGUGGGGGUCGGGGAGACUGCGAUUUGGGGAGCAAAACCCAGUGAAAACGUGCAUGGCGCACAGUAAACGAGGUGAGGGAUCGGGCCUCACUUGGGCGCCUGAGGACCAAAGAAUCCACGCGCAACAAACUUUGCGCGUCGGGCUCCCGGCGGAGGGGAAAUCCCGGGGCGAGUUCAGGCCGCGACCACACAGGGCUGGAGCCAGUUCCCCGGAGGAGCAUCAGAGGUGAUUUCCCACAGAAAAUCAGGAUCCGCAGAGUGCAGGAUCCAAGCAGCCCCGAGCCCUUCCGAGGCGUCUGGGGCCUCCCGGGCCCAGGGGUAGAGAAGGCGGCAGUGGAAAGGCGCCCUUCCUGGCGCGUUGUUGGCCCUUUAAAGCCGCUAGAGAGACAGGCCUCCAGAAACGCGGGCGAGGCUUUAUUUAAAACAAAAUCACUGCUCCAUUGCACUGCUGAAGGCGCAAUCCUACGAUCGUUAAGGAGCAAGCCCAACCGAGUAAACAUGCCCAGGAUUGGGCCGUAAACAAAUAAUAGUCUUGAGAUCAUUGAGACCGCCCCAGAUCAUUGUCCUUUUCCGUAGCAUGGGAAAAGCGGGUCUUGGCCAGGAGAGCCAUCUUUCAGAAUUUACUGUUCUCCCCUGCAUUAAUUAAAUGCAGCCAUUUAAUACCAAGCAGGAAAUCUAUUUUCUCUUCGGGCGAUUGCUGGGGGAGAGAGAGAGGGAGCCCAGGCAUCCGGGUAGAAAGCCUUUAUGAAUGCGCUCUUUUUCGUGGGGCCAUGAAGGGAUCUUUCAAAACAAAACAAAAACAAUUGUGCCGUCUGAUCUAGAAGUGAGGAACUUGUGGGUUUCUUUUCCCCCCCAGGGGAGUCUUGGCCCCGGCCGCUUUCAUUGGGUGGUGCUUCGCUUGCGCGGCGUUUCCUUGGCGCAUUUCCUUAGAUGGUAGACUGCAGCUAACUUGGUCAGGGAGACCGGGAGACACGUCCAGGACAGAGCCGUGCACUUCAGCUCUAAGUUUAAGCAUAUUUAAACAAACCAGAGGCGGGAAAGAAUAGGAGACACCCUCUGAAAUGCCUCGUUUCUUUAGCCCUCUGUAGAGCGCCGGCCCACAUUCUGGCGUCUACGCAUUCUGCGUAGGGGAGCGACCACACCGCGCCUUUAGCUAAUGUAGGAGAAGGCAAGGGCCGCUCGUUUGCACGUGCUGGGCAUUGUGAAUGGCGCUGGCUGGACAGAACGUGGCAUUUGCGCGCUGUACUGAAAUUAUUGCAGAAAGCGGAGAUUUAAAAUAAAUUAAGAGGCUUGUCCUGGAGUGCCCUGGAGGAGAACACUGGACACGAUCCAGCCCAAAAUAAGCACUUCAGAAAGGUGCAUUGCUGUGGGUUCAGGUUCACCAGAGCUCACUGAGACUUAAUUCCAAGCAACAAUGCACUGCUUUGGCCUGGAAGGUCACAUUGAAUUCAGCGGCCUAGCCAAGUACCUGCUUAACUCUCCCCAGGAAACAUAAUCCGCAAGGGUGAAUUACAUAGCGCUCAGUCGGACUUCUCAGUUAAACAUAGUUAGGGUUUGUUGCUGGAUCGUGCCCACUGCGUGAAAGUAAAUCCCGGCGAAAUGAAAUGCCAUUUGAUAUGUUGCGCUGAGGGUGCUCUGUGUGUGUUAGAGAGAGCUGUGCAAAAUCCCUAAAACCAGCAGGGAACCAUAUAUAAAAGGCCCCAUUUCCUGUGCGGUUUGUUUUGUUUCGCUUUGUUUUGGCCACCCCUUCCUUAUAUUCGUGUACAUAUUGUUUGAACGCCAACAGCCUGAUUCACAAAACUGGUUUUUUUAAGCGGAUGGCUCCGUCUCCCUGACUGUGCCCAACCCGCUUUCGGUGAGAGUUCAUUUCAAGCGCGUGGCCCUAAAACGCUAAGUUCCCCUGGAAUUAAAGAAACUACAAAUUCAGUGUUCGGGAUCGGAGUAACAAUCCCAUUGGUGUUGACUUUAUAUGAACUGGGCCUUGUGGGUGUGGGAAUGUUGAGGGUGGCAGGAGAGGAUAUAUUGAUUAUUAAUAUCUUUCCUAACUUGUAGCUCUAACACACCCCAAAGCAUACUUUCGCUUCAAGAGAUUUCGUUGAAAUCAAAGGAUCCGCGACUUCCAAGCCUGUGCGUAGGUCGGAAUCUCUAGCGCAGCACGGACAGGAUCCGCCGAGUAAACUCGGCUACCAGGGCCAGUUGCAUUGGGCUCCCAAGUCAACAAAUCAUUAUAGUCCUAAAUCAGUACAGAGAUGUUCUCUUACGCCUCUCUUGCCUACAACUGAAGAGGCUGUUUCUGUUUGUUUGUUUGUUUGUUUGUUUGUUUGUUUUAAAAGUUUUUCCUGCCCCAACUGGUAGGAAAAAAUAUCUUGCCGUAGGGAGAGGAUUAGUAUUUUAUUAGACUUUCUCUUUGCUUGUUUUUAACUUUGGAUUUUUAGUUUAUUGGACUUUUUUGGAGGUUCUCUCUCCGCCCUCUUUUCUUUCUCUGUUUCUCCUCUUCCACCCCCACCUCCCAUUUAUGAGUCCAGGAUACUUCCUUACACUGUGGGGAGAAUGAAUCCUUCUAGCGCCAGAGCUGCGGGUGGGUUUAAUCCGCGCUGAGGAUAGUUUGCGAUAUAACUACAGUGGGCGGAAGCGAAUGUCAAGACGCCCAUUCAGUUCAAUGGUUAUGCGUCGCAUCCUCUUAAAACCGCGUCAUCAUGGGCUCCAGCUGGCGACCACCCCAAAGGGGCUUGUAUACCGCAGUGGGGCAGGAGAUGCGAUCGGGGAGUAUAUGCCUAAACUCAGCUCGGGAAAACGUUAAGGGAACUGCUUUCUUCGCUGGAGGUCAGCUUGGAGUAUUGGGGUUUUUGAAACCACAGUGAAGCCGGAUCCGAUGCACUUUUACUCGGGGGUAAAUCACACCAAGUCCAGUGUGACUCUCAAGUCACGCCUGCAUGGGAUCUCAGCCGCCUCCUCCUCAGUCUGCUUAAAUCGCCCUGUUAGGCUGAUAUUCUGUCCCCAAGUGGCACUUGCAAAGGAAGCCCCGCUAAUUUAUUUUCAAAUAAAUAAAUAAACGGGCACUUAACCGGCUUAGGGAUCGGGCUAUUAGAACGGGGAAAUCCGCAGAGGUUUGAUAUUUAUUUCAGAAAAUGCAAUUAGGCAACCUCUGUCUCCUCAAAAGUGAAUCCCGGCUUAAUCCCCGGGAACUGCGCACGAAAUGGCAGCCCUUCUUGUGACAAGCAAAAAAAAAAGGGCUAUGGGUCGUUUUUGCAGUGUAGGAAAUUUAAGCAGCAACCCCGACGAUCAGUGACUCAAGAGGAAGUAUCCCUGAGGUCAAUGGGAUGUGUGUCUGAAACAAAGCAUGAGCAAGAACGGGGAAUAUGCUGCAUUUUUCCAGGGAUGCGUUUAGUCUAGUUUUGGCGCGAUCCACCGAAGUGGAUCACCUGAGGAUCACUGGAAGGCAAGGGACACCUUCCUAUAUUCUUGCCAAGGGGUGUCCCUCCCCACGGGUUCAAUUUCCCCCUAAGCGAGAUGUAAGACUGCAGCCUCAAACUCUAGGAACUAGCCCCGUUUUUAGGACUUCAUUCGGCUGGAAUCGCCCGGUCCUUACUUCUGUCCAAAUCUAAAAGAAAGGCCGUUUUCGGAAAUCCCACUUUGGCCUUCGUAAAUCACUGAGACCUGGACAAAACAAACCAAUAAAAACGUCGCUUGCAGAUGCCGCUUUUAACCUUUCAGGGGCAGCCAGAAAAAUCAGAUUUCCUCCCAAGUAAAUUUUGUGAUUGCGCUUAUACUUGUAAACAGCUUAGAAGCCACUUUGGCAAGUAAGAGGUAGAUAAAUCAAUAAAUAGACGUGUGGGCAAGCUGAACAUUUGGUGUGGAAAAAUUUCGGGGAAUUCAUUCCCAUUCAUUGCAAUUCUUCUUCAGCCUUCUGUAGAUAACACAUAUAUAUUUAGAAGCAGCCUUAAAACUCAGUUUUGCCAAUCCACCCUUAAUUUGCAAACGUCUAGAAGCCAUCAUUAAAACUAUUAGCCUCAUUUUCAGGAAAUUCCUGUCUGGAAGCACCUUCUGAAAAAUGAAUUACAGGUUUUGAGUGUGUCGCCUUUCCUCGUUUCCUCUUUUAUAUUUACACCGGAUCCUUCCUCCUCCCUGGUCCUUUCCCCCUCACAAUUUGCCUUCCUGUUCUCAAUGUAGCAUUCGAGUUUGUUGCCCCUAAACUCAGACACUGAUGAGCAUCAGCUACAUGCCUAAUUUUGAAGUAGGUGCCCGAGUCUCAAAGGCCCCCUUGAAUGACACAGCAACCAUUUCACUUUUUGGAAGGACCUUACUUAAGGAAAACUGGUUUCUGUUAGAAGGAAGAGCUCACUUUCUAAGAGGCCAGGUGGACGUGAUGUCGUCUCACAUCUGCUUCUUUCCCUGACUCUCCUUAGCCAGGACCUGUACAAAGACCACACAACCCACCAGUAACACAGGCAGUUCCGGAGGCCGAUAUUUUCCACCAAGGGAGGGGAAGAUAUUUUAACCUGUAGCAGAAACCACGUGGAAGACAUACCUCCCCAUUAGAUCUGCCGUCUCUUAACAGGACGCUAAACCAGAUCCGGCUGUGUCCUGCUUCAGGUUAUGAGUUGGGUGUCUUUUCCUGUUCUCUGAGCCCUGGAUUUUUAUGAAAGGGAACUCAAAGCAUUUCCCAAAGAUGCACUUUCCACAAAUCUGCAUCAGGUCCCUCCCCCCUCCUCUUUCACCGUUUUUUACAUUAAACCCCAGGAGCAACCAGCCUCCUUUUGCUCUCCAGCAGCAAAGCUGUAAAUUCUGAAUAUUAAACGCAAAGGCAGAUGCUGCAUCCAUUGAAAGGCGAAGGAUGUAGGGGGUGGUUGGCUCUGUGUUUACCUUAAACCUACUUGCCCAGUCCCACUUUUUAUGAUCUGUAAGGAGGGUGUUUUUGGUGUGUUUUUUGUUAAAAGCGUUAGCAUUGGACAAAGCAGACCAGCCGCCAUAGCCAGGGCCUGAUCACAACAAGAGUAUGGUCAAGGGUAGGUAAUUCUCUGCAGAGAAAGGGAGUGAGGGUUUGAAAUUUUGGAGAUCAUCAAGAGGAGAGAGAUCGGAUGCCCGUCCAAAGCAGCAGUCUGCAGGAAAGGAUUUAUGCAAGGACAAAAACAGCUUACAUGUCUUAUUGCAUGGAACCUCAAAGACAUCAUGCUUGGGAGAGGGGUGGCAGAUACGGAAUUCAGUGUGUUCUUCCUAGAACAACUUUCUCCAGGGCUUUUUAAAGGAGAGCAGGAAAACUUGAUAAGGGAAACCUAGAAUCUGACAUGAGUUCAGACUGGGCACAAAUAGAUGGACAAUGUAUUUUCUUCAGUAUCCCCAGAAAGGCACCUAGACAGAGGUUUCGGAAAUUGGCAUAUUUAUUUAUAUUUAAUUCAUUUGCUGAUUAAUCAAUUAAAAGCCCUCUUAAAGCCAAUGUUCUUUAACUGGCUCGCAGCCAUAGUUUUAAGGAUAAUUGCUCCCCAGAGACAGGAACUGGACCCUAGCUGAGACCCAGAAACAAAUUGUACUCUACUGGCUUCUUGGUUCUACUCAAUUGACUUCAGCUCCAGCUGUUCCUUUGGGAGGGCUGGGGGUGGAGGUGGAGGCGGAGGGAGGCUGAAUGGCCUCUCUGGCAUAAUAGAUUAUCCACAAACAGCUUUCCCAGUGGAGUGGAGCAGCAUGAAUAUGAGAAAUAUUGCAAGUGACAGUUCAGCUUUUUAAAAAAUCCAGACCAGCAAUCAUGCUAGCUUGCAGCAAAAAGACGGUCAAAAGUACCAUGGCACCUUUUAAAGCCAGGACAGGGAACUCCUAAGGCCCUCCAGAUGUUGCUGGAUGCCACCAGCCCCAGCCAGCAUAGCCAAUGGUCAGGGAUGAUGGGAGCUGUAAUAUCUGGAGGGCCACAGGUCCCCACACCUGUUUUAAAGGCUGACAUUGUUGUGCAAUAUUUUAAAGGCAAUAGCUUAAUUUUAUCAAAUGCAUAAGUUGGGCUGAGAGAGUGGUAGGUGUCUACAUAAAAUGGAGGUGUCUAUAUACAGUGCCCAUAGGUGUCUAUAUACAGUGGAGAAUUUUAAAAAAUCAACAACAGUUUAAUGUGCUGAUCCUGCAUGUUUUUAACAUUCCAGUCACCCUCUGCCAUCCUUUUUUUAAAUUUCUAAACAGUGUUUCGACACUAUCGUAGCAUAAAACAUCAAGGCAACGUACAAAGUUAAAACAUGAAAGACCAUUAAAAAUAAAUAAACUUCAUGCUUCCAUAUCCACUUCAAUAAACUUAAGAAUUAAUAUAGGCUGUCCUUACAAGGUGGCCCCAAACCUAUUUUUAGUGCCAGGGUUAUAUUGCUAGAUCAGGUGAGCAAUGCAUUUGCGUGCAAUAAGCUAGUAGAUUAACUCAUAGAUUUCUUUCAUAUUUGGGGGAUUAAAGGAGAAAGAAAUAGCAGAAAUCUAUUGAACACGACAGCUCUUCUUUUAGAGAAAGAAAAGCUAUUCUGAACAUGCUCGAAGUGUUUCUCCCUUUACUUUGGUUGUCCCUUUUUUCCUUUCUAAAUGGCUCAGAAGCAACUAUGACUUUUAACCAUGUUGCACCCUUGCAAAGCAUUUGGCAGAAUACUUCUACGGUAGUUUUCUGCUACAUUUUAGCAAGGCCUCCAGAAAUUCCACCAAGUGAUUCCAUAAUCUGGCAUGAAGAUGCCACAACGGAGAGACAGUAUAUUAGCUGUUAACUAAACAGCAUCUUAAUCGAGCUUCAGCUGAGCGGAGACGCUUUCCGGAAGCAUCGGGCUGGCCAGUACGCAACUAGCUCCAGCGUUGCCAAAGCCGUAUCCUCCAGAUAUUGUCUACCCCCGGUCAGCCCCAGCCAGCAUCAGCAAAGGCCAGGGAUGAUGGGAAGUGGACGCCAACGGCAUCUUGAAGCGCACCCAUCAGCUGGCCAUCCCUGGAAUAGCCGGACUUUGAAUCUGAUGCUACCCUUCUUGGGUCCUUCAGUUUCAUCUGCUGAGCGCUUCCCAUUAAAAAGGCUCCGACCGCGUAGCGGCGGGUGCCACAGGGAGACGUACUUUAGGGCAGCAGGGCUGGCAGCCAACUUUGAAGCCCUCUAUGCUAUUAUUCUUAUUAUUAAUUAUUUUCUGUACCGCUUAAUGGUGACAUGUAAUAAAGGGGGGGGGGCGCAGGGGAAAUAAGGCCAUUGAAAUCAGAAUCGUAAGAGCUGGAAGGGAUCCCAGGGCAUAGCUGUCAACUUUCCCCUUUUCUUGCGAGGAAUCCUAUUCGGAAUAAGGGAGUUUCCCUUUUAAAAAGGGAAACGUUGACAGCUAUGUCCCAGUGUCAUCUAGUCCAACCAUAGGAGCCAACUUCUAGGGGUCCUUUGCCCCCCCAUAAAAUAUUUGAGGGAGCCCCCCCUGUUUAUGGGUAUUGCAAUUCAAAUGGCGUGUGCGCACCACUUCAUGUGAUCAUAGAAUCAUAGAACCGGUUGUGAGCAUUAAACGCCCGUCUGCAGAUAGUAAACUCAGGGACCACUGCAGGACUAUGCAACUGUUGCAACCUUGGCAUUAUCAGCCCCACGCUCUGACCAGCUGAGCUAUCCAGGCUCAAUUAUCAGUUAUGCGGGGUGUGACUUGCCUUCCUCCCCCCCCCCCCAAUAUUUUAUUCAAGUUGGCAUCCCUGAGUCCAACUCCUGGCCCGCUGGAAUAUUUUGCCCAACCCCACGACCCUGAGAUGACGCUUCUCCUGCCCUCGCGAGUGUGGAUGGGUGGGUGGGGGAGUGGGGGAAAGGCGUGCCUGGCUUUGGCCGUCGGUGGAGCCCGGCCGCCCCCUGCUAAGCCCUGCUUUGUCCGCCCCUUGCAGGUGUGGUUCAAGAACCGUCGCGCCAAGUGGCGGAAGCGGGAGCGCAACCAGCAGAUGGACCUGUGCAAGAGCGGCUACGUGCCGCAGUUCAGCGGCCUGAUGCAGCCCUACGAGGAGGUGUACGCGGGCUACCCGUCCAACUACUGGCACGCCAAGAGCCUGGCGCCGGCGCCGCUCUCGUCCAAGAGCUUCACCUUCUUCAACUCCAUGAGCCCGCUCUCGUCGGCGCAGUCCAUGUUCUCGGCGCCCAGCACGCUGCCCUCCAUGAGCAUGCCGUCGUCCAUGGGCCACUCGGCCGUGCCGGGCGUGCCCAACGCCGGCCUCAACAACCUGAGCGGCUCGUCGCUCAACACGGCCAUGUCGUCGCCCGCCUGCCCCUACGGCCCGCCGGGCUCGCCCUACAGCGUCUACCGGGACACUUGCAACUCCAGCUUGGCCAGCCUGAGGCUCAAGUCCAAGCAGCACUCGAACUUCGGCUACAGCGGCCUGCAGAGCCCCGGCUCCACCCUCAACGCCUGCCAGUACAACAGCUGA
Podarcis lilfordi (Lilford's wall lizard) is the source of this 41845-nucleotide messenger RNA. Lineage: Eukaryota; Metazoa; Chordata; Lepidosauria; Squamata; Lacertidae. The record is from the annotation of a GenBank genome assembly.